AUGUCCCAGCUCCUGAACAGCAUCUUCACCGUGAUUAAAGUAUUCCACGAGUAUGCCGAUAAGAAUGAUGACUGCACAUCCCUGUGCAAGAAAGAAUUGAAGCAGCUUCUCCUGGAGGAGUUCAAGGAGAUCCUUCGGAGACCACACGACCCUGAUACCGUUGAUACCAUCUUGCAGCUCUUAGAUCGGGACCGUGAUGGAUAUGUAGACUUUAAUGAAUUUCUUUUGCUGGUGUUCAAGUUGUGUCAAUCCUGUUAUCAAAUUCAGAGUAAAAACUUAUGUAGAGACAAAGAUGGGGCCCACCAAGAACGAGGAAGAGAGAGAACCCAGGACCAUCAUCUUCCAGAGGAGGGCACAGACAAGCAACAAAAACAGAGGCAGAAGGAACAAAGGCAGCAUUCCCGGUAUGGUCAGGAUGAGGGACAAGAUAAUGACUCUCACUAUGGUCAGUAUGAGGGAAAAGAUGAAGAUUCCUGCUAUGGUCAGUAUGAAGGACAAGAUGAGGAUUCCCACUAUGGUCAGUAUGAGAGACAAGACCAGCGUUCUCAUUGUGGCCAAUCUGGGAGACAAGACCAGCAUUCUCGCCAAGGUCGGUCUGAGAAACAAGACCAGCAUUCUCGCCAGGGUCAGUCUGAGAAACAAGAUAAGACCUCUCGCUAUGAUCAGUCUGAAAGAUUAGGACAGGAUUCACAUGACACUAAUUCAAAGAGACAAGGACAGGAUACUCGCUCUGGUCAGUCUGGAAGGAUAAGACCGGAAUCAAGUUGUGGCCAGUCUGAGAAACAAAAGCAUGUCUCUUACUUAAGUCAAAAUAAAAGACAAAGUCAGGCCUUUGACUGUGGUGAACCUGGGGAACAAGACAGUGGUUCUCAUUAUGGUCAGUCUCAAAGGCUGGGACAAGACUCAAGCUGUGGUCAGUCAGGCAGACAAAGACUAUACACUGGUAAUUGCCAUUCAGAUAGACAAGGACAAAAGUAUUACUAUGGUCAGUCAGAGAGACAAGGCCUGGACUCUAGCUAUGGUCAGUCUGAGAGAUCAGAACAGGAAUCUAGCUGUGGUCAGACAGGCAGACAAAGACUAGACUCUCACUAUGGCCAUUUAGGGGGGCAAGGACUGGACUCUCACUAUGGCCAGUCAGGAAGGCGAGGACUAGAUACUCAGUGUGGUCAGUCAGAAAGGCAAGGACUAGACUCUCACUAUGGCCAGUCAGAUGAGUUUGGACAAGAAUCAGGUCGUGGUCAGACAGAUAGACAAGGUCUAGACACACACUAUGGCCAGUCAGGAAGGCGAGGACUGGAUAUUCAACAUGGCCAGUCAGGAAGGCAAGGACUGGACUCCCACUAUGGCCAAUCAGAGGAGUCUGGACAAGAAUCAGGUUGCGGUCAGACACAUAGACAAAGUCUAGACACUCAUUAUGGCCAGUCAGGAAGGCAAGGACUGGACACUCAACGUGGUCAGUCAGAAAGGCAAGGACUGGACUCCCACUAUGGCCAGUAUGAGAGAUUUGGACAAGAAUCAGGUUGUGGUCAGACAGAUAGACAAGGUCUAGACACACACUAUGGCCAAUCAGGAAGGCGAGGACUGGAUACUCAAUAUGACCAGUCAGGAAGGCGAGGACUGGAUUCUCACUAUGGCCAGCAUGAGGAGUUUGGACAAGAAUCGAGCUAUGGUCAAACAGGCAGGCGAGGUUUGGACUCUGGUUAUGGAUAUUCUGAGAUACAGGGGCAAAAUCGUCACUUCCAAGAUAGCAGAAGAGCAGGACAGGAAAGGCAGGGGCUGAAUAGAAGCCAGGGGUAUCUCUCUGGGGAAGACAGGCAGGGCCACUUUCAAGAAGGGCUGUGGCAACCAGAAAGGGAGUCUGAACGCCGUCAACAUAAGUUGUAUUCCCAGUUCCAGCAAGAAAGGUCUCUCUGCCACAAAGGGAGAGACUGGCAACAGAGUGGUGGUCAACAGACUGGAGGACAGUCACAAGACAGACAAAGGAAUGAAGAAAAGCCAAACCAUCAAAGAUACCACCAGCAAACAUAUGAAGAGGAAGAGAGUCAUCAAACCAGAGAUAGACAGGGUCACGAGGAGCAGGGAACCUCUUCUCAGAGGCAUGAGAGACAGACCUGCGGUAAUGAGCAAAGUCAUCAGAUACAGGACAGGCAAACACAGAACCGGCAAACCCAAGACAACAAGAGGUAUCAUCAGACCUGGGACAGACAAGAUCGGCAGGCCAGUGAUAAUGAACAAAGUCGUCAUCUGAGGGACAGGCAAACCCAUGAGGAAGAAGAGAGUUCAUGUCACACCCAGAACAGACAAGCCCGCGAAGGGCAGAGACAACAAGAGGCCCAGAAUCAGCAAAGAGAUCAGCAGAGAUACCCACAGACAGGGGGAUCCUACACUCGUGAGCACGACCACCUACGUCAUCAGAGACAAGAUUCUCAGAGAAGGCCUGGUGACCAAAGUUCCCAUCCAACCCAGGCCUAUGGGAAUCUUAGAGGAAGAACAAGUAAUGGGAGCCAUUCCACUAACUCAACUGUUGCUCCUAGCCCCCUCUAUAAGUAUGUACAAGAGCAAAAAACCCAGGGGCAUCACAACUAA
Molecule: messenger RNA, 2586 nt
Organism: Trichosurus vulpecula (common brushtail)
Lineage: Eukaryota; Metazoa; Chordata; Mammalia; Diprotodontia; Phalangeridae
Gene: RPTN
Product: repetin
Exons: 3
Coding region: 1-2586 (861 amino acids)
Cellular component (GO): cornified envelope
Molecular function (GO): transition metal ion binding; calcium ion binding
Source: RefSeq, a predicted model, not a curated record